UAGCAAGCUUGCUUGGGCAGUGAGGGAGAGCCAUGGACAUUGACAAGCGGCAGCCGUUGCUGCCGCAUUUCCAGGUCAAGACAGGAGGACCAGGGGAUACCCCGUGGGCUGGGUCUGACAACGGACCGGCAGGCGCGACGCUGGAGCCAUACAUGGCGCUUCAGGAUGAGGAUUGCGCACCGAGUCCGGUCAAGUCGCGGCAGCAAGAGCGCCACGACGCGGCCUUGGAAGGAAUCGAGAGGCACGUGAAAGCUGUGAACUUCCAGAUGAACGUGCUGGCAAUCGUGUUCUUCCUCUUUUCAGGUCUGCUCGUUUGGGCCUGGUACUAUGACCAGCUGCCACCGGACCAGCAGGCGGAGGCGUACCAUCUUGCUGUGCAAGUCUCCAUUCCAGUGGUGGCGCUUUUCUUUACCUGGUUUCACAUUUGGCUUGCCAUUCAGAUGAUGUUCUUGCCUCUGCAUUUCAUCGGCGUUUGGCAGUACAAGGAUACAGGUGUUGGUGUUGGCUGGCAGGGCGUCGUCCCCAGGAAGUGCAUGAAGAUGGCCAAGAUGGCGUUCCAGUGCGCGAGGCCAUACCUGAUGGGACCACGAGACUGGUUCAAGCGCGUAGACACCACGGUGCUGUUUGCCAAGAUGCAUCCGAUGCUCGAGCGGGUCGUUCGAGCAACCAUCAACAGUGUCUCCCGGCGCCACUUCCCUGCCAUCCUUGUGGACGGCUCACUGCCCAGCCGUGUCGAGGAGGAGUUGGUGGUCUUGGCCAUGGAGCAGGUAGAGGAAACCUUUCCAGAGAUGUGGGCGAAGAUUGUGGAUUUGCUCUGCGACGCGGAGCGAGGUCUGGACAACGAUGGCAUGAUCGUCAAGGUUUUCACCUCGAACAAGGAGCUGUUGAAUCAUUUCUUCCUCUCCUUGGGCGAGAAGGAGUUCCGCUUCAUCGAGAGAUGCGGGGCCGCCUUGGGCUUCAUCUGCGGCUGCGUCCAGCUGUUUGCCUUCAAUCACUUGGAUGCAAAAGGCCGGAUGAUUCUGCUACCAGGGACGGGCUUCUUCCUGGGCAUUUUCACCAACUGGUUGGCCAUCCAGAUGUGCUUCAAGCCUUGCUUUCCUCGGCCUGUUUAUGUGUGCGGCAAGUACUUGGGCAGCAUACAGGGCCUUUUCCUGAAAAGGCAGAGGCGGGGAUGUGCGCCGUGA
Effrenium voratum is the source of this 1184-nucleotide messenger RNA. NCBI's taxonomy places the organism in Eukaryota, Dinophyceae, Suessiales, Symbiodiniaceae. The record is from the annotation of a GenBank genome assembly.